AUGGCGGCGGCGGCGGCGCAAGAAGCCUGGCGGGCGGCGUCUCCGCGGAGAAGGCGCUCAGCGGCGCGGCGUCCGAAGCGGAGAGAGGCGGCGGCGGCCGCCGGGACCCCGGGAGCCGAGCCCGAGGUGGACGGCGGAGUCGUGCUUCGUCGCAUCCAGGAGGCCAGGGAGGACCUGGUUGUCUCUGAUUUCUGGAGCUCAGCACUAGAAACCAUCACCGGGUGUCUCCGGAAACACCUGGAACAGUUGAGGGCCCCCGAGGGGCCUCUCUCGGAAGCCCUGGGACACCUGCAUCUCGCCGCCCCCCCGGUGGAGGCAGAUUCGGCCCCUGGCUCCGUCCCGGAAGAGACCCUGGUCCCAGGGACCUGCUGCUUCAAGUGUGUGUGUUACGGCAUCGGGAACUUCGCCAGCUGCGUCACAGCUAGAAGCCAGCUGGCGUUUCUGCUCCUCCUCCUGGAGCGGUGCCAGAUUCCCAGGAGUCACUGCUGGGCGUACGACCCUCUGUUUAGUCGAGUAGAAAUCGAGGUCCUCAACGCCCUGGGCGUGGUGGUUCUCCAGGAGAACGAGGAAGGGAAGCGGAGCGUGUGCGGGGAGCCCACCGUCUUCUACAUGCCGCACUGCGGGACGGCGCUCUACAACAACCUGCUGUGGAGGAACUGGUCGGUGGACGCCCUUUCCAAGGUGGUCAUUGUCGGCAACAGCUUCAGGGCGCUCGAGGAGAGGUUGUUGACAAGGAUUCUGCAUAAACAUUACCCAUAUGUUGCAAAGAUUCUGACAGGCCUGGAGGAGCUGGCGUUCCCUCAGACCCUGAGGUACAUGGACGUAUUUAACGACACCUCCAUCCACUGGUUUCCUGUAGAAAAGCUAACGCAGCUCCCCAUGGACACUUGGGCGUUUCGGGAGGAGCCAGAUUACCAGGACUGCGAAGACCUGGAGAUCAUCAGGAAGAAGACAGAGGAGCCUCCCCGCGCUGACCUGAGCUCACUGUGAGGGGCCCGUGGCGUAGGGACUGCAGGGCGCCCUCUCAUAGAGCAGGGAGGACGUUGGCUCUGAUGUAAGACGCCGUUUAUUCCCCAGCGCGCCCCCAGCAGGUGCACGGCCUACUUGGCCAUGUCGAUGAGGCUCUGCAGCGAGGUGGGCACCCAGGUCUUCUCGCCCUGCACGAACACCACGCCGCGGUCGAUGUAGAUGACGAUGCGGCCGAAGGUGUACAGCUGCUUGCCCUCGUGCCGCUUCCCGAUGACCGGCAUGAAGACGAUGUUGUGCUCCUCGGCCUUGGUCUCGAUGAGGUCCUUGAAGUUCAUGGGCACGGCGCUGGCGGCCACGCCGAUGCCCCGCUGGGCCAUGUUCUCAGCCUCGCGCCGCUCCUGCAUGGCCUCGUACUGGAAGUCCUUCCUCCGCUCGGUGUGCGUGAGGUAGGCGAUGUGCUCGCGCGCGCCGGGCUGCAUGUAGGCACCUGCGAGGCGCGGGGGCGGGGUCAGGGCGGGCCUGGCCCACCCACAGAGCCCAGGUGCCCUAGCGGGGUAGGGGUGGACAGCUGGCUAUGGCCACGUAAGAAUUUCUGGUUCAUGCCUAAUGACCAGAGGUUAUAAAACACUCAACAACCCUGACAGUCAUAAGCCGCUGUUCCCCACUUGCUAGGGCUUUCACCCCACACGUCCCCAAAGGCAGCUUUCAGAACCCUGAAACAUAAGGCCAACACUAUUAACAGAUGUAUCCGGGGCUGAAACACAGAUGUUGAAGGGCCCCCAAAUGCCCAGUGCUAACUGAGGGGUCCAGAGGGGAGACUGGUGUGAGAAGAGAGAUGCCCGCCAGUGUCCCCGGCCGGAAGGCCUGGGUGAGCAGAGGUCGGACACACGUUCACCUCACUAAACACAGUAUACAGUCUGUCAUCCUGUAUUGGGCUAAGCAGAAAGAACUGAAUAGAAAGUCCAGUCCCAGCUGCCACUCUGUGACCUUGUCUGUGAAAGACGGGACUGGCUGAGGGGGCCCCCUGACCCACCAGGCAGCAGGACCUCCCAAGAGCUGAGUAUUAUCCAGGGGUAGGUAGUAAGUGAACAGUCAGCUGCCUCCUCCUGACACCACCUAUACUGAGCGUGGUCCACACUCACUCACCCGGCGCCCUGGGUCCUUGCCGAGACCCGGAAGUGGGGCCUCGCUCCUGUUUUACAGGAGAGACGAAGGGUUAACUCCUAAGUGUUAGAGGGGCCACCCAGCUCCUGCCGGGCAGACGCACCAAGGAGCCGCCAGCACAGUGGUGACGAGGUGGACCCGGCUCAUGUGAGCCUCGUUCAGGGACAGCGCUCCUCAGCUGCAGCUGAGACAGGGGGCAGCUGCGGGCUAAGUAACUAUGUGGUGGGGCUGAGACAGUCUGUGUCCAGGAGCCGCAGGUGUGAACUCUGACUCAGUGUGGGGCCCCCACUCACCGACAUUGGAGGACACCGCCCUGUUCAUGAUGUCGAGAGCCUCGUUGAACUUGUCCUUGACGGACGGGUGCGCCAGCACUUGGUCCGAGAACAUGGACUUCCAGCCCAGGUACCACUUGGUGAUCUCCUCAUAAUUGGGGCUAUUGCUCAGCCAGGAGCACAGCACCUGCCCAGAGGAGGCAGGUGAGACGCCAGGGUCUGUCCACCUGCUCGUCUGGGGCCCGGUCUGCAAGCUGGUGACGCUUGCAGGGUUUCAGGGGCUGAAUGGGGUCAGCUCAGCAGUGAAGGGCCCUGCACGUAGCCUCUGCGCCUGGGCCUCCCCCCCCACCCUCGGGCCCCAUGUGGCAGGUGUUCAAUAAA
Molecule: messenger RNA, 2786 nt
Organism: Budorcas taxicolor (takin)
Lineage: Eukaryota; Metazoa; Chordata; Mammalia; Artiodactyla; Bovidae
Gene: SRRD
Product: SRR1 domain containing
Exons: 7
Coding region: 1-990 (329 amino acids)
Biological process (GO): microtubule-based process
Cellular component (GO): cytoplasm; nucleus
Source: RefSeq, a predicted model, not a curated record